UAAAUAGUGCGCACGCAGGCUGUGGUUGAUCAACUGAUUAGCACGUGGCCGGCUUGGUCUAGACUUUCUGGGGCGGGGGUUUAGUUCUGGUUGGUUAGCUUACAUUUUUACUUUUUUUACUUUAGUCUUUUGACACGUUUUAUGUGAUUGCGGAUGGCUUCCUGUUUGUGUGACGUCACCAUAUGUGGACCCGAGAGAGACAAACAUGUCUCCUGCUGUCCUCACACUAAUAAUGACAUCAAAGUAAGGGCUGUUCCUGCGUGGACCUCCUCCAUGGACGCUCUUGUAUCAACGGAAGGUAGCAGCCCCCUCGGCUGAGCUGCGCGGCUUCUGCCCGGCCAUGGACGAGCAGGCGGGCCCGGCCGUCCUCCUCGGCUUGCCCGGCGGAGGGAACGCCAAAGCCCCGCAGCCCGGCGACGGAGAGGCGGCCCGGGCUGAGUACAGCAUCCCGGGAAUUCUGCACUUCCUCCAGCACGAGUGGGCCCGUUUCGAGGUGGACAGGGCCCAGUGGGAUGUGGAGCGGGCCGAGUUGCAGGCUCAAGUGGCCUUCCUGCAAGGGGAGCGACGGGGCCAGGAGAACCUGAAGAAAGACCUGGUGAGACGCAUCAAGAUGCUGGAAUACGCCCUCAAGCAGGAGAGAUCCAAGCAUCACAAACUGAAGUAUGGCACAGAGUUAAAUCAAGGAGACAUCAGCGCUCCGAAUUACGACUCAGACGAGGCCAACGACAGCGACGCUCACACUCCUCCAAACAGCAGCCAUCAGCUGAGCUGGAAGCAAGGACGCCAGCUGCUCUCACAGUACCUGAAGGAGGUCGGCUAUGCAGACGCCAUCUUGGAUGUCAAGUCUCACCGCGUCAGGGCGCUCCUGGGCCUGAGUGGCGAUUUGGGAGAGUCGCUCCCCGCCCACAACAGCAACGCCCUGGUCAACGGCACAGACGCGUUGUCGCCUAAAGAGGGAGGCGUGUCCAGCAAAGCGUCCACGUCCGACUCGGCUGCCAUCUUGGAGGCGUUCAAGAUCAUAGAGAACGCCGCCGCAGAGUUCAGCGACGAAGACGAGGACGACGACAGCGAGGGGCGGGACAGAACCAUCUUGGACCUCGCCGCCGCCAUGGUCAGGAGGAAACCGUCUCCUACGCCAUCCUCGACGAUCUCAGACCUCAGCGAUGACCCUGACACAGAGGAGGCGCUCAAAGGCUUUGACUUCUUGUCCAGUCAGGACGAGAUGCUCGCACACGGAGAGUCCACCAGCGGUGAGGACGGCGGCGACUGGGACAAGGACGAGCCCCCCCCUCUGAGAGACCUGGCCUGGGACGUAGACCCGGCCCUGAUAGCCCAGCUCAAGGAGCAGUACCGGCGGGAGCGUAAGGGCAAGAAGGGGGUCAAAAGACCAAACCGCUCCAAGCUGCAGGACAUGCUGGCUAACCUACGGGAUGCUGAGGAGCUUCCCGCCAUGCAGCCCCCCAUGGCGACCCCCUCCCGGCCCGCCGUAGCUAGACUCAAUGAGCAGGAAGACGAGGUCAUGACCUUCCUGCCAUCGCCCGGAAAAGCGUUGAUGCUGGGCGGCGUGGACGAGGCGGUUUCUAACGAGCUUGGACUGGGCGAACUGGCCGGCCUGACUGUGGCCAACGAGGCCGAGUGCCUGACGUACCAACAGAUGAGCAACAGCAAAGACGCUCUGAGGAAGACGUGGAACCCCAAGUUCACGCUGCGGAGUCACUUCGAUUCGGUCCGAAGCCUGGCCUUCCAUCCCGUGGAGGCGGUCCUCAUCACCGGUUCCGAGGACAACACGCUCAAACUGUGGAACCUCCAGAAGACCACGCCUGCUAAAAAGUGUGCGUCCUUGGACGUGGAGCCCAUCUACACGUUCCGAGGUCACGCUGGGGCCGUCCUGUGCGUCACCAUGAGCUCCAAUGGCGAGCAGUGCUUCAGCGGGGGCAUGGACGGAACCAUUCAGAGCUGGAACACGCCCAACCACAACAUCGACCCCUACGACUCGUAUGAGCUGUCUGUCCUGCGCGGGACGCUGUGCGGCCACAGCGACGCCGUGUGGGGAGUGGUCUACAGCUCCGCCCACCACCGCCUCCUGUCCUGCUCGGCUGACGGGACGGUGCGCUUGUGGAAUGCGGCCGACGCCUCGCCAUGUCUCGCCGUUUUUAACGAGAGGGGAGAGCUGGGAGUGGCCACCUCUGUGGACGUGGCGAGCACGGAGCCAGCUCACAUGGUGGCGUCCUUUACCAGCGGCCAUGUUGGCGUCUUCAACAUGGAGACCCAGCAGCUGGUGGUCAAGCUGCAGUCGGCCGGAGCCGCAGACGCUGCGUGUCGAAUCAACAAAGUGCUGAGUCAUCCCACCCUGCCCGUCACCAUCACGGCGCAGGAGGACCGCCACAUCCGCUUCUUUGACAACAACACGGGUAAGUCGGUCCACUCCAUGGUGGCACACUUGGACGCCGUGACGAGUCUCGCUGUGGAUCCAAACGGACUUUACCUCAUGUCAGGAAGCCACGACUGUUCCGUCCGCUUGUGGAACAUGGAGACCAAGACGUGCAUCCAGGAGUUCACCGCCCACCGCAAGAAGUUAGACGAGUCCAUCCAUGACGUGGCGUUCCACCCGACCAAAUGCUACAUCGGCAGCGCUGGGGCGGACGCCCUCGCCAAGGUCUUCGUAUGACCCAUCUGUCUCGUGUGGACUCGGGCUGGCCCGCGUCGUAAAAAACAAACACACCGGGAAAAAUGACGCCAUGUUUGACUCGCCUGCAUGUUUUUCAUUUGUCACUAUGACGUGCCUUUUGUUAGUUGUCAUUUGUCACUUCCUGCGUUGAGGCGUCGUCAUCUCCAUUCAGAGCCGUGCACUUUGACCUCCGGAUGGCGUUCAACUCAGGAUGAGACUAACUCGACAAAAAAAAAACAAAAAAAAAACGGGUUUCUUGGUAUAAAAGCUUGCUGUAAAAUAUCUUCAUUCCCUCACUGCUUUUCAUUUUUGUUGUUAAAACGCAGCAAAGCAAGCAAAACUUGUAUAUUUAAAAAUAACGACAAAGAGUAUUUAUUAAGCACAAGUUGCUAAUGUUUAAUGCUAAUGCCGUUGUGCGUGCUUUGUGUAUUUUUGGUAAGUUACCAGUUGAGGUGUUUUUUUAAAACUUGAAAAAACGUGAACUUGUUGGGAAUCACAAAUGUUUAUUAUUAACAAUUAUUUUAUUAUUAUAACUACAUUGUACGUUGGUGUUUGAAAAAACGAGGUGCAAAAAGGUGACUCGGUUACUAUUUCAUUGCAGAAAACAAGGAUGUAGCACUUUUACUCUGCACAUACUUUAUUUCUUUAUGCACUCUGUAAAACUUGAAAUAUUAGAUUAGAAUAUGUGUUUUGUUUUUGCUCUCUUUAUUUGUUUACUUCUAGAAAUGAUUAAUAUUGUCCAUAAAUGUGUACAAUGAAUAUGAUAGUCUAUUGAAGCUUAGCUAACAUGUACAUACGAUUGCUUUUACAAUUAAAAAAACAUUGCGUUAACCUUGAUACACUAUUUGAUUCCAUUUUUUAGAGCAACCUUGAAAGUGUAUAUUGUGUGUUGAUGAUACUACUUAUUACAAAUAU
Doryrhamphus excisus (bluestripe pipefish) is the source of this 3583-nucleotide messenger RNA. The record is from RefSeq and is a predicted model, not a curated record. NCBI's taxonomy places the organism in Eukaryota, Metazoa, Chordata, Actinopteri, Syngnathiformes, Syngnathidae.